CCCCCGAAUCCAUAUAUAUCCGGCGGCUUAUCCUCGAUUUAAACCCCACUCCCCCACUCGCUCGCUCUCAGCUUUUGGGCGGCCGGCGGCCGCGAAGAGGAAGAGCGAGAGAAGGAAUGGCUCGGGGCACCGAGCGGUUCUUGAAGGCGGUGAAGCAGCAGGCGGAUGUGUAUUACAAGGUCUUCACGGCUCGGUACGGGCAGCAGAUCGUCGACCUACUGGAGCUCCCCAUCAAAGUCGUGCUUUCCCCGUUCACCCUCGCCUACGACAUCGCCGGCUCCGCUCCUCGAGGCUUCGGCAUCCCCGAGCUCGCCUCCCGCCUCUCCUUCUCAGCCAUCUUCGUGGUUGCAACUCUUGGGACCUAUGAUAUUGCCCUGGAGUUGGGAAGGAAGGUUAUCUGUCAGAGGAAUUGUCGGACAUGCAAUGGUUGGCAAGCAUUACGAUGUACCAUGUGCAAGGGUACAGGGAAGGUGCAUUAUCGAGUGAAAAAUUAUAGCCCAAAAAGUGGAGAGAGAGCAACUGCUGAGUGCGUUGCAGAAGCCAUUGUUGAGAACUGUGCUGAGUUGGUCCACCUUCCUGCUACUAUCGAUCUUUCCAUACCAUUGCCCUCCAAAGAUUGUCCGAGCUGUGAUGGAUCAGGUGUAAUGGGUUGCCCAGAAUGCAAACAUCGGUUGCAAGUUAGGAUUUCUGCAGAUGAUAUCAUGGAGCCUCCAUGGAAAGCAUAUAAUGUUAUGAGGAAGAUGGAUUACCCCUAUGAGAACAUUGUUCAUAGCAUGAGGGAUCCCAAGAUUGCAGCCUUCUGGUUAAUAACCAUGCCUCAAGUUUUGGGAGGAUUCAACUAUGAUGAUGAUGUCAAGCAGAAAAUUUGGUGGGCGUACAAGGAAUCUAUGCGGUAUGAUCAACUCCGAGAUGCGGUUGCUAAGCGAAAACCUGGUUGGGAGCACCUACAAGAUGCCCUCAUCUCUUUAGAUCCAAUCCGUGCAAGGGAUGAUCCAGUUAUCGUGAAAAACAUUCCCUUUUACAAGGCAAAGAAAGAGCUAGAGGGAGAAGUAAUGAAGCUUGAUGUCCCACCUCGACCUCAUAAUUGGGGGGAAUUGGACCUUCCACUAAAUGCAUCUUCAUGGACUGAGGAGGAUAUGAAAGAUCCAAGGAAGUUAUUAGAGAUGACAACCCUUCUAAAUGCCCAAAGAGAAAUCGCAGACAAAAUACUGGAUGCACAAUGGGAAGCAAAAUGGCGCCAAGACAAGUUGAAUGAUCUGUUAAAAGAGAAGGUAGAACCAUAUGUCCGGAGCAUCGACAAAGGUGUUCUUCCCCAAUCAAUAAUUAUAAAGUCCCAUGAUCAAGAAAACAAGAAGAAGACCACGCGGCGAAGAUGGUGGUUCUUCUAAAAAAGAGGUAAAGGCAGUCACACGAGCAACUUGUUGCCUCUUGGAUUUAUUGUUGUAUUGUCGGAGCCUUAUGGCUCACAUGACCCUGUAAUUGUGAGGCAGAAAGUGCUGCUUUUGUUUUUCCUUUUUUCUUUUCAUUUUUUGGCCCAUCUACAUGUUAUGAAACAUGCUUAUAUCUGUCAUUCAGGCAGUUGAAAAUUAGAUGUUGAUUUGUGUUGUCGGUUC
This is a messenger RNA of Phoenix dactylifera (date palm), 1613 nucleotides long. RefSeq names its product embryo defective 2737. The record is from RefSeq and is a predicted model, not a curated record. Gene Ontology annotation, cellular component: chloroplast. Lineage: Eukaryota; Viridiplantae; Streptophyta; Magnoliopsida; Arecales; Arecaceae.